This is a messenger RNA of Pieris macdunnoughi, 525 nucleotides long. The record is from the annotation of a GenBank genome assembly. Lineage: Eukaryota; Metazoa; Arthropoda; Insecta; Lepidoptera; Pieridae.
AUGGUAAUAAGCAAUGUUGUUAAAGGGCUGUGUCGCGUUUCACAACAAGGCAUAGUAUCGACUUGCAGACGUGUACACAAUGGAAACGCGAAAAUGGCGAAGGUUUCAUUGCGUUUCGUUUGUUUUUUCUGUACUUUAUUUUUUUUACAUUUUAGGUCGUUUUACACUAAAAAGCACGAGUGGGUGAAGAUCGAUGCCGGUAUCGGUACUAUUGGAAUCUCAAAAUUUGCGCAGGAAUCACUUGGCGAGGUAGUAUUCGCGCAACUUCCAGAUGUAGGAAAAAACAUAAGUAGUGGAGAUGAGUGUGGUGCCUUAGAGAGUGUUAAAGCAGCUGGGGAGGUGUAUUCUCCUGUUUCUGGUAUCGUAACUGAAAAGAAUAGCGCUGUUGAAUCAAGUCCAGCUCUAAUCAACAAAUCUUGCUAUGAAGACGGUUGGCUGUUCAGACUGAAGCUAAGCAAACCCGAAGAAGUGGAACAGUUAAUGGACCAAACCUCUUACGACACGUACCUCAAAGAUCUUCACUGA